AAAGCGAUUUGAAAUGGGCUGAACUCAUGUACAAAAUUCAUGAUGAUACAGAGUUCAUAACUCAUUAUGAGAAUGCAGUGGGUUCUGAAGAAAAAAUAAAAAUGUUGACAUAUCUUGCAAAUAAUAGUAGGCUCCUUGAAAGGGAUUACGAACCUACU
Messenger RNA from Funneliformis geosporum, 158 nucleotides. The record is from the annotation of a GenBank genome assembly. NCBI's taxonomy places the organism in Eukaryota, Fungi, Glomeromycota, Glomeromycetes, Glomerales, Glomeraceae.